AGUAGAUCUGCGACGAGAACCCGAGGCGAUUGGUCGUUGAUCUCUAUUGGAAAGAGCGUGUGCUUGUAAGUCCGCAAUGAGGGUAUCUGGCAGGGUUGUUUGCUUGCUGACAGCUUGUAGAAUGUGAGCAAACGAGCAUUGUUCGCCGGCUCUGCAAGUGCCUUUAGAAAAAAAGCGGCAUGGAGGUGGAAACCGGCGUGCUUGAGGUUGAUUCAACAUUGAAUAAAUAAGCUAUAAAAAACACGACUCUAAAAAUUAAAGUGGCCAAUUUAUUCCAGGCGCUCCAGUGCAGGCCAAUUUUCCCAAUAAAGACUGCAGCCGCAUCUGUGCAACCAUACCCUCCAUCUUCAUGGACACAUUUCAUCAAACCGCCCCAGAAUCAACGCGUGGACUGUUUGAUCUUCCAGAGCAUGCUACCCCUUCAAGGGACGCUUCAAAACGUCGCUCGGGACAGGUUCUGGCCGUCAACAGCAGUGUAAAUAGUGCCUCAGAUGGUUCAACAUCUGCAAGAAACUCGAUCAAACGACCCGUUCGAUCACAUUCUCGAUCAAAAUCGGCUAUCACAUCAGAUAUGUUCGAUAAUCAAGCUAGACGUGGAGGGCAGAACGCGUUCGGCCUGCAAACCUUGGCGGAGGAGACAUCGGCUAACACCUCAAAGGAGAUGAAACGCCAGUCAUCAGCUGGUAAUGGUCCCCAGUCGUACAAGGCUGCUCUAUCUCAAGAUCAGGAUGAGUCGGUUGCCAUGUCCUCUUUGCAAGAUAUGAUCAAUACGCUCAAGUCCUUGCCGCCUAUACCGUCCACCAAUAGAUCUUCCACACAGAACGGUGCGGAUGAAGCUCCAGUUCGUCGAGGUCAUCGCAAGCAACAAUCCUUAUCUGCGAUCAACCUGCAGAAAAGCCGAUUCUCCCAGUCGUUUGAGCAAGGCCGUAAUCUUCAUUCUUCCAUUCAGGAAUUUCAUACUAUACCCGAGGUACCAGAAAAGAGAAGCAGUAGGCUCUACAGCAUUCCUCAGAACGGUAAUCGCAAAUCUGAUGAUGAAGAUGGCGCUGAUAACUAUUCUCGUGGAGAUGCUCUUGCGGAAGCAGAGGCAAAGUUGAUGGGAACUUAUAAGCGUGAUGACUCUGCAACCGACAGCUCCAAUACUUCAGCAUCAAAUAAAGAGAGAAGGAGAUCCGGACGCAGAUACUCGGAUUCGAAUGGUAGCGACCGCCCUUCCUUCAGCACCGUAGCUGCUGCCAAUUCGUUUUCCAAGCGCACAUCGCUUCAACUUCCAACACUUACAGAAACAAGUGAAGAUCCCAAUGGUAACAAGAGCAAGCGAUUGACUUUUAAUAAGCCCUUGGAUCUUUCAUUAGAGAAGAAGGGCCAUAGACGUUCUACCUCCAGAAACUUCGAUUCCGAUUGGAGAGCAGGCGCCGGUAAUAACUCGCUUCUAGCCCCUCCAUCUGUGCCAAGCUCUAGAUCGUUCAAUUUGGUUCCAUUUACUCCUACCAAGGUCAACUUCGCCAGAGACGAUGCGAACCCUCAUCAACGUCGUCCACUAUUUGCAGCCCAUCUGCCUUUCUCUGCGCUUGGUCCGCUGUUCAAAGCACGCCAGCUGAUUCGUGGUACUCUGCGUGUGAACAAACGAAACCGUUCAGACGCUUAUGUCACAUCGGACGAUUUGGAAUCAGAUAUCUAUAUCUGUGGUUCUCGUGAUCGUAACCGAGCCCUAGAAGGCGACGUUGUGGCUAUCAAGCUUGUAGAUGUGGAAAAGGUUCUUCGAGAGAAGAAAGAAAAGGAAGAAGCAAAAUUAGCAAGAAACGGAGGCAAGGCACCAGCCCGUAGACCAGAUGAGGAAGAUGAAAAUGAAAUCAUUUUUGGUGGAGAUGAUGAUGUUGACAAGGUGAAGCCCAAGUACAGUGGUGUCGUUGUUGCCAUCUUGGAAAGAGCUCAAAACCAAGUAUUUUCUGGAUCGCUUACCUUGAUGCGUCCUAAUACUAAACGCUCUCAAGACGACAAGUCGGAGGAUGCGAAGGAGGCUCCUAGAAUCGUGUGGUUCAAGCCUACCGACAAACGUGUUCCACUGAUUGCCAUUCCUAUUGAACAAGCUCCUGAGGAUUUUGUUACCAACACUGCCGUAUAUGAGCACAGAUUGUUUGUGGGUUCCAUCAAACGCUGGCCUAUUACUUCACUCCAUCCAUUUGGUACCCUUGAGCGUGAGCUUGGUGUCAUCAAUGAAAUCAGUGUUCAGACACAAGCUCUCUUAGCCGAUAACAAUGCUCCCAUGGCUAAUUUCUCUGAAGCUGUGAAGGCAUGUCUCCCCGAACUGCCCUGGGUUUUGACCGACGUCGAAGUAUCUCAGCGCCGUGAUUUGCGUUCCCAGCGUGUAUUUACCAUUGAUGCUCAGGAUGCCAAAGUAUUGGAUGAUGCCAUCUCUGUACAAAAGUUGGGCGAUGAAACAUACGAAGUCGGUGUGCACGUUGCUGAUGUUUCUUCCUUCAUUGAACCACACUCUCCUCUCGACAAGGAAGCAAGAGCUCGCGCUAGUUCGGUUGACUUGAUUCAUACCACUGUUCCACUAGUACCCAGUGAACUCACAAAUGAGGUUACCAAUCUAAACAAGGGAGAAGAUAGACUCACCUUGUCCGUUAUAUGGAAGGUCAGCAAGGAGGGCAAAAUCUUGGAUACAUGGUUUGGUAAAACCGUUGUGAACUCUGUUGCUCAGCUUGCUUACGAGGAUGUUGAGAAUAUACUUGCGGGACAACCUUAUGAAAAUACCCCUGCUGAUACCGACGUUGCGGCUCAUCUCAUUGAGGACAUUCAGGCGCUGGACGAAAUCUCGACCACUUUGCUUAACAGUCGUUCUCACACUGGAGCAAUGUGCCUUACUCGUGAUGAACUCGUAUUCGAGUUUGGUGAAGAUCAAGUCCCCACCGGCGUCACUAUCAAGGAAAAGAAAGCUAUUCGUAAAAUCAUGAGAGAGUUCAAAAUUCUUGCAGAUGUGAGUGUCGCUCAAAAGGUGUCCAGCUGUUUCCCUGAACAGACCAUUUUGAGAAGACAAGCUCCUCCAUUGGAGCGAAAAAUUGUCGAAUUGCAUCAAUAUGUUAAAAAACUUGGUUACAACAUCGACAUAACGUCCUCGGAGGGAAUUCAAACAUCUUUGAAUGCCAUUCAGGAUGAACAGCUUCGCAAAGCAAUCACCAUCAUCAUUCUCAAGACAUUGCAACCUCCUAAAUAUUUCUGUACCGGCACUAUGGAUAUCUUGAAGUACUCUCACUACUCACUCAACAUCCCACUUUUUGCUCACUUUACAUCACCUUCUCGUCGCUUCGCUGACUUGAUUGUGCAUCGCCAACUGAAGAAUGCAUUGGAGAAGGAACCCCAGUUCUACUUGGACCGGGAUACAGUGCAGAAAACAUCCCAACACUGUAACGUAAAGAAGGAAGCCGCUUUGAAUGCAAGAUACCAGAGCAGCAUGUUAUUCCUCGCUCUUUACUUCAACAGCUUGGCCAAAAAAGCAAACAGCAAUGUAGUGUUUGCUGAUGCUAUCGUGAUUGCUGUGUUCGACGGAUACUUCGACGUGAUCUUGACUCAAUUCGGAUUCGAGAAACGCAUUCAUACCGAUAACUUGCCUCUCAACUCCCACCAAAUGGAUCCUAAUAGCGACAAUUUGACUUUGUUCUGGAAGAAGGGUAUCUCCACCACGGCGCUCAACAGCGAAUUUGCUUACCUCGAAGAGGAUGAUGAAGAUGUGGAGUUGGAUGAAGAUGCACUUGCCGACGAAAUGCAGAAGAGUGAACCAUCCGACGACGGCAGUGACCCCGUCAUCCAUGACAACAGCGUUGAAGCAAAACCGCAAAAUGGAAAGAUGGAUACCAAGGAAGAAGAUGUCAGGGCUUUAGCUAUUAGUAACGAUGUGGAGGAGGCAACAACAGAUACCCCAGUAGUCGCUUACAAGCGCCUAAGCAAACGUAAUUCAAGUGCCAUGAUGUUUGCUCCUAGCCACUCCGGCUCACAAGGCGGCCCUAUAUCUAAUCCAACGUAUGAUGGCAUGCAAUGCUCACAAACGAUCAAGCCUUUGGAUUCAAUCAAGGUGGCUAUCCACGUUGAAAUGACUCAAACUCCACCUCUGCUUAGAGUGCUUGCAGCAAAUCCAUUUAUGUAACUGCCUUGCCUACUAUCCCGUUUCUUUCGUUUCUAUUAUUUUGCAUUCAUACUAUCCUCUCUUUUGGGCUUAAUGCCGCCAAACGACAUUCAUUUUAU
Umbelopsis ramanniana AG is the source of this 4245-nucleotide messenger RNA. RefSeq lists its product as uncharacterized. Gene Ontology annotation, cellular component: P-body; exosome (RNase complex). Bases 350 to 4147 code for a protein of 1265 amino acids. Gene Ontology annotation, biological process: mRNA catabolic process. Gene Ontology annotation, molecular function: 3'-5'-RNA exonuclease activity; RNA binding. NCBI's taxonomy places the organism in Eukaryota, Fungi, Mucoromycota, Umbelopsidomycetes, Umbelopsidales, Umbelopsidaceae. The record is from RefSeq and is a predicted model, not a curated record. The transcript has 10 exons.